CUCCAACCAGCCCUAUCAGACGUCGGUUGUGUGCAACAGCAAACAUACUGUGCGACAAACCUUUUUCAAAUUCAGAUGGGAGAAAUUCACAGCAGGCGGGAAAAAGAGGACAACACAAGCUAAAAGAAGGAGAUUGGGACAUAGUGAAGUGAAGCAAAGGAUUUGAAAAGUGCUUGCAUUAUGCAAAGUGAGUAACAGCAGGGGCUACUCCAGCUGGAAACUAAAAGGAUAAGAGACAAGCGAGGAGAGGACAAAAAGGACACACAGCAAAGGAUACUGCUCUUUUACUGGAUUGGUGCAUUCUCUUGGACUUCUCAUUUCCGUCCUCCUGGGCUGACAGCAGAGGGGGAGGCAGAGCCGGAACAACUGCAGUGAUGAAGUACAACUACCAUGUACCAGUGUCAACGUACACACGCAGUUCACAAUACACACCAACAUACCACACACCUACCUACUACACCCCUUCACAUUACACACCAACGCACUACACAUCCACAUAUACCUCUGCAAAAAAGUACACCCCGACACAGUACAGCACAACACAUUACACUCCGUCACAUUAUACGUCCUCUUACAAAGCUGCAUCAACAUACAUCCCUUCAUAUAGCAAAGGGUCACGGUACAGUUCAACACAUCGCACACAAGCACAGGAGAAUCCUGCACCUGUAAUACCAGUCGCACCUGCAAAGAGAACUGUGCACUUCCCCAAUGACAUCAUCUUCCAGGAUAUUGUUAGACGAGGAGAUUUGGAGCAAAUUGGUCGGUUCAUGAGAGCGAGGAAGGUUCGUGUGGAUACAAUCUUCCACUCAGGUAUGGCAGCACUACACGAAGCCGUGCUAACGGGAAACCUUGAGGUGGUGAAACUGCUGGUGAAAUAUGGCGCUGAUGUUCAUCAGAGAGACGAGGAUGGCUGGACGCCACUUCACAUGGCCUGCAGUGAUGGCUACCCAAAAAUCGCCAGUUAUCUGCUGUCGAUGGGAGCCAGCACAGAGGCAGAGAAUGAAAGCGGAGAGAAGCCUGCAGACCUCAUCGACCCUGACUGCAAAGAACUCGCCCAAUUGUUUGAGACUGGCUGUGUGUGAUUGGUCACCAAAUGCACCCAAUAGACAACAUCAACAGAAGAAGAAAGAAAGAUGAUAUGAAGAUGAUACAGUAUUCAAUACCAUACAAACAGGGUGAAGGAAUGUGGCCAUAGCUCAGGCCAUGUCACUGAUCUUGUAAAGCAAGAACAUGUCUGCUUAUUGGUUUCAAAAUUUUAGCACAAAUUGCUAUAAGAUUUUAUUUUCUUAUUUGCUAUGAAGCAAUUAGCUGUAUUUCAUGUUCUGUCGGAUUCUGGCAAUAUUUCAUUUUAUUUUAGUUAAUUUUGUGCAUUUGUGUAUUUUUCAUACUGCCUGUGUCUAUGCUUCAAAUGUUAGUCUACAAAUAUCUCUGUCUUCACGCACAGCUCAUGUACCACAAUGCCAACAAUGUGUCACUGAAUCGAAAUGUGAUCUUUACUUGUUAUCUUUAGUCCUUUCUGAAGAAAAUUUGAUUCAUUUAUAUUCUCACAAAUAUCUAAAUUUAAGCAUUGUAUCAGUUGUGUUAGUGUUAUGCAGUUAAGUAGCUGGUUGCACUCCACAGCCUGUAUGUUUCCAGACUGUAGUCAUGCCUUAUAUUGAAUUUACAACACUGAAUUUGGGCCUAGAUGUUUGUGUCUUAUACAAAGAGUUAUGUAUCCUCGCUGCUGGGCAGAAAGAGGAUCAUCCAAAUUAAUAAUUGAUACUUCACUGAUAGGUCAGGAGUUACAAUUACAUUAAGUUUAUGCUGUACAAGCAUUUCUAAUGUUGCAGUGUUUCUUCCCUGAUGCAUUACUGUUGUUUUCUGUGGUAGAAAUACGAAUAUCAGUGAUGAAAGUCUUAUAAUUUUCUCUUCAAUUAUUUUUGUACGUUUUCAUAAAUAAAGACACCUUUUAUAAAUAUGA
Messenger RNA from Seriola aureovittata, 1960 nucleotides. RefSeq names its product protein phosphatase 1, regulatory subunit 27a (gene ppp1r27a). Gene Ontology annotation, molecular function: phosphatase binding. The record is from RefSeq and is a predicted model, not a curated record. The transcript is spliced from 3 exons. NCBI's taxonomy places the organism in Eukaryota, Metazoa, Chordata, Actinopteri, Carangiformes, Carangidae. The coding region runs from base 375 to 1082 and encodes 235 amino acids.